AUAAACAAAAUCUCUCAAGUAAUUAAUUCUUUCUUGAUCUUUAAAUUUUAUUCGUGGCAGUAUUGAAAGAAAAAAAUGAGGAUUGGAGUAAUAGUACUGUUGGGGCUUUCCUUAACCGUUGCAAUACAAGGAUUGAAACGGGAAGAUCCACAAAAAAGAGAUGCAACCAACGCAAAUCAGAAGAUCCAGGCAGCUGAGGAUAUACUGGAAGACAUGAGUCAAAACCUUAGAGUUCUAAAAGAUGCUGCACAUUCUCUCGACAAAAUUGGAAAUCUUAAUAUCAAUGCCAUUGGUACCUUUAUGAAAGUAAAACAGAUUGCAGAUAUCUAUGAAAAGAUUUCAAAAGGUGAAACAGAAGGAGCUGCCAAGGAGAUGGUGGAAGCAAUUACAACACUGUGCCUCUUCGAUGUGCCUGGAAUGGUAACUCCUGCCCACGAAGCCUUUCAGGAGAUUAUAAUGGACAAAACUGACCCUAGCAUGGCAGGAAUUCAGGAACGUAUUGGCAAAGUAAAUGCAAAGGUACACGACAUUAUCAAGAGACCUACUGCUGCAAUUAGUGACAAGGUUGAUGACAUUGGAAAUAGUUUGCAUCAAAUGCAAGAUUAUGUUCAGGAUGGGAUAAACGAUGGGUUAAAUUCGAUGAGAAAUCAAGCCAGAGCCACAAAAAUAAGAGAAGCUGGGAAAGCAAUGAAUUCUUUCAUCGGUAAAGCUGGUCGGGGAGCAAAAAAUCUGUUAACAAAAUGUGGUGGGACUUUAAAUGUGUUGUCAAUAAUGUAUGCUGGAUACAAAUUGGUUGACGGAUUUCGACAGGGUGAUAUGGAUGCUGUAUUAGAACAAGGUCUUGUACUCACUGGUAGUUUGGUUGCCAUGGUAGCAACCUUUGCUGGAGCUGGAAGUGUUUUUGGACCAAUUGGAACAAUAGCUGGUGUGGCAAUUGGUGGUAUUGCUUGCCUGUAUGGUAUCUUUAAAAGUGAUCCAAAUGGCGAUUUAAAAAAACACAUGAAGACAUCCAAUAGCAUUGGUGCGGCUUCUAUCAAAUAUCUUCACCAAGAUUUUGAACUGCUUCCGCCUCUUGCAAGAAAUAAUUACAACAAUGAUCAAUAUCUGGACUGGAUAUUUGAAGCCAACCAAAAUAUCAUGAGGAAAAAUCUUAGAGGUUUGACUCCUUCUGGACCAAUGACAUUUUCUUGGAACAACAAAAAUUCUUUUGACAGAGUGACCAACAACGAGGAGUGCAGAAGAUGGAGCAGACGUGAGAUGGUAAGUCCAACCCAUUCUCAAUUGGUGGAUUCUGGUCAAUGUGUACGCUUAGGUCAUCGUCGACAUGUGGACAAAUCGGUUUAUGAGGGAGACACAUACAGACUUGAAGGAGAAGAAAACUUCAAACAGCCGAAUGAUUUUUAUGGCUAUGUGAAUGAAGAUUUGUACACUGGAUCAACAAUAUUUUUAAGAACAAAUAAAUUAACAAGCGAGGACAAAAUCCGUAGCAUCAAUAUAGACACGCAACCUCCAAGUUUUGGACCCGAUGAAAGUGGAGAUGACACUGUGGUUAUAUAUGACAUGAGUAAAUUAAACACAGGAUCAAAGAUUAAUAUCAACCUUCGCGGAGGAAACGAUUCUGUCAUAAUUACCGGUUUGUUUGAGAAUCAGUAUCAUGAGGCAACAAAAAAUGAAAAAAUUGUGGACAUUAGUUUUAACGAAGAUAAAGGAUCAGCCGAUGAUUUCGGAGCAAUGAUUAAUUUUGGUUCAAUGUCCAGUGCGGACACAUUUGAGAACGUUAAGAACAAAAUUAAUGGCUUGGAAUAUACAGCCGUCUCUGAAUCCAACAAUGGACGUGGCGAAAUUUGCUAUGUGUGGAAGAAUAACCAAAAGAGUUGCUCUAUUGUUGUUAGCACUGUAGCAAUGUUUGGUUCAUCACCAUUUAAUGAUAAGAUUUAUCUCAACGCUGUACAUAACUUAAUGGUGGUUAAUGAUGAAGGCAAUAAUGAGUAUAUCUUUGAAUUGGAGGCAGGACAACAAUUCAGAUCUUACCAAUUGAUUGAUAAGCAAAGUCAGCCAUCUACGUUUCGCAUUCGAGCUGAAUUUGAAGUGGCGGUUGUUUAUAUUGCCAAAGACGAGACAUUUGAAUGCUACCUGACUGGUCACCGUGGCAGGUUUAAUCAACUCGUCUUAAAGAUUGUUUACAAGGGAUCCAAUAACAUCCCUAUUAUACACGUUCCUGAUUACAGGCAUGGCGCAGAAAUAGGUUCAAUGAGACAGGUCCCUUUCGACAAUAUAAAAAGAGGUAGAGGAGUACUAUCGUCGCGGGUUAAUCAUCUCCUUCUUACGGAUAACUACAAGUUCAACGAAAACUCUGAAAGUACUGGAAAUAAUCCAAAGGCUGUGUGUCUAUGUAACGUACCUAGUGGGAGUCGUUCUGAGGGUUACUGGAACAUAAAAAUGGGCAAUGGUAUUGAUUAUUUGCUUGUUCAUGAAGCUUUAAUAACUGAUGCUGAAACAAAUGGUUAUUCCAUCAAGGUUGUCUUUGAUGUUGUCAGAAAGUCUGGUUCUAACCUACAUUACGGAUGGACGCUGCAGGUACGAAAAACAAAUGAUCUGACUGAUGCUGAUUACCCACGUUAUGACGUAAGCCUUCACAAUGUUGAAAUCAUUAAAAGAGACGACGGCUUAGUCCUGGUUGAUCUUACCGACACCAUGUCCCUGACAAACUCUGUUGAUUUAGUAAGACGGUACCGAAACAUGAAGCGUUAUCAACUAGGAGAUGUGUACACUCGCGACAAUGAAGGAGAUAAGGAUGAUUACGUCUUGAUCCAAGCAUCAUCAGGUUCGGAUACUUCAAGAGUUGUCGAUCUUGGUGUUGGAACCAAUACCGUGGUUAUUGACACAACAAGUAUGAUGGACGACCUUGGUUAUCAUAUCAUCAGAACAGAAUUGGGUGAUGGGAUAUACCUCAAGGAAAUGGUGAUGACCUAUAAAAGAGGGCGCUGGCAAACGGUGAAAAUCCGCAAUGCUGAUAGGUUUGUCUGUCAAUUUGCUGGCGGCAUACAGCGGGAUCUGCCAUUUUUUCAAUCUGGUCAUGUCACAGAUGGAGAGAGAAAAUUUAAAGAUGACUGCGAAUCGAUUGACAUAUCACCAUACAACUCAAAGCAACAUGUGGGUGACAACGAGCUUCCCACGUGUUCCAGUACAUGUUAAGCAAGCAACCAAAUAAUACGUAAAAAAAAAGAUAACAACAAUAUGUAUGUAGUGUUUAGAAAUAGCGAACAUUAAAAAAACUACCACACGAAAUCACAAACUCUCUGACCUGUAAUUUCUACACGAUGAUAAUGUACCAUACACACUGCUCAAUACAAAAGUUCUUGUAAUCCCCUUUCACUAAUAAUUUGAUCCAGAGUAGAAUAA
Messenger RNA from Hydractinia symbiolongicarpus, 3402 nucleotides. RefSeq lists its product as uncharacterized. The record is from RefSeq and is a predicted model, not a curated record. The transcript is spliced from 5 exons. NCBI's taxonomy places the organism in Eukaryota, Metazoa, Cnidaria, Hydrozoa, Anthoathecata, Hydractiniidae. Bases 76 to 3195 code for a protein of 1039 amino acids.